Arabidopsis arenosa is the source of this 1166-nucleotide messenger RNA. The record is from the annotation of a GenBank genome assembly. Lineage: Eukaryota; Viridiplantae; Streptophyta; Magnoliopsida; Brassicales; Brassicaceae.
UUUUUCCCUCUCCCCCAAUUUCCUCACUCCUCUCUCUCUUAAUAAUCUUUUCAUUGAUCAUCGACCAACCAAAAACAAAACAAAAAUCAAAAACCCAAAAAAUCAGAUCUUUGAAAGCUUUUCUUUUUGAACUCAAAAAAUGGAUCCGUCCUCUGCAAACUCAGUGAACGGAUUCUACUCAUUUCUAAACAGAUCAAUGGAAGAUCUCGAAAGAGUUUAUCUUUCAAACAAUUUCAUGUCCGUACACUUUUUACAGAGAGCUCUCUGUCUUCUUCGUACCUCUCACUCACAUCUCACUCUCUUAGUUCAAAAACUUCAACUUCCCGUCGGUGAUAAAUGGCUCGAUGAGUAUAUGGACGAAAGCUCCAAACUUUGGGAAGCUUGUCUCGUCAUCAAAUCCGCUGUCUCCUCCGUCGAAAACUUCUCCUCCGCCGGAAUUUCUAUCGCGUCGACACUCGAUGGUCAUCACCACCACCGUCGUCUCUCUCCUCAGCUUUCUCGUCAGGUGAUAAGGGCGAUAUCAGGAUGUAGAAGAGAAGCGAUUGGGAUAGAGGAAGAAAACAGAGCAUUAAUGGAGAAUCGAGUUCAAAGGUUUCCGUUUUGGUCGGAACAAACGUCGGCGACGGCGAUAGAAUCGUCGACGAAGUUACAAAACGGAUUCAGUGGUUUUCGCGGCGUGCUUUACGCGACUAGGAACAUGAGUUCUCUUCUCCUUAUGGUUUUAAUGAACGGUCUCGUCUACUGUUUUCCCGGAGACGCAGCAACGCAGACGCAGAUAACGCAAACGCAGAGUCAAGUCGGUGGUUUCGCCGGAGCUAUGGGACGGUUACAGCAGAGAGUGGCUGCUGAGGUUGGGAGGAUGGGGAUAAGGAAAGGUAUAUUGAUGCAUGAGUAUCGCCGGAGCAAAGCGGCGUUGGAGGAGCUAAAAGCGGAGCUGGAGCGGCGGUUCUGCGGCGGUGGCGGCGGAGGAGGAGAGAGGGAAGAGGAGGAAGAGAGGGAGUUGAGAGAGAGAGUGGAGAAUCUGAAAGGGUAUUUUGGUAAUUUAAGGAAUGGGACAGAGAGUAUAGUGGCGCAAAUCGAUGAUUUCUUCGAUGAAAUUGUUGAAGGAAGAAAAAAGCUUUUGGAUUUCUGCAGCCAUAGAUGAAUGAGAAUAUCAAAAGCUGACA